Messenger RNA from Linum trigynum, 4887 nucleotides. The record is from the annotation of a GenBank genome assembly. NCBI's taxonomy places the organism in Eukaryota, Viridiplantae, Streptophyta, Magnoliopsida, Malpighiales, Linaceae.
GGUAAUAAGGUGAUGCUUCAAAAUAUGGAUGACAAUUUGAAUCCACCCCGUCGGACAUUACCCAACCUAACCUGCGAUGGAACGGGUAUUAUUCGACCGGUUGUAGUGUGGGGCGGGACAUGGGGUAUCUACUUUCGACGCGCCUUGCCCCCCUCUGUUCUUUGCUUAUUAUAUUCCAAUUUCUUGCAGUAUCUAUUCAUAUGUAUCCUAUUUUGACUUUCUUCAACUAGUUAGACCUGAUCUUUAAACUAGCUAGACUCAAUUACCCAUUUUAUUAUCACCUUGUUUCAUUCAUAAAGCAUUUCCUCCUCUGUUUUAUUGUAAAAUGUAAAAUUUGCGUGUAUUUGUUUCAAAUAACAUAUAAGAGUGGAUCGACAUGCCCCGCCCCAACCCACAGUAGCAUGUUGCGAGACAUGGGUGUUGAGGUACCUGCCUCGUUCCAUUGCCAUCACUACUUCAAAUCCUUUCAUGUUGUUACGCCAUCAAAAGUGCGCGGUUUUGGGUUGUCUUUUCUUCACCGUGUUCCAUUUAUCUCAUCCACCUUUUAACCCUUGCUUAGUUUUCCACUUUAUUGUUUUGAAUAGUUAUUUGUCACCCACGUAUUUACUAUUUGCCGCCCAUAAUUUUGAAAAGGUCUAUUUUGCCUUUCAACACUUUAGACACCUAACUAAACUGCCCAUCCUCUUGCUGCUGCCAUAAGAACCGAUGGUAUGGUUUUGCUGCUGCCACCUAGAUCGUUGAAAACUGGAACCGCCGGCCUCAACUUAUUAUUUUUCUCUACGCAAAUCUCGGAUCGGAUUCACCAUCUCCUUCCUCUUUUUUUCCUGCAGUUCCCUGACAAAUCACCUUCCUCUUUUUUCUUCCGCGACGAUUACUCCACCAUCUUCAUCCGCUUCUGCACUCUUCGUCUCCUCCUUUUUUUGCAGCGGCUAAGACCAGGGAAUCACAGUGGGAGCAAGACCUGGUCGGAUCGGACAAAAAAGGAUGGUCCGACUGCGACAAUCGGACGGGGGAUGGGUGGUCGUCGCCGGAGUACAGACGAAGAUGGGUGGUCUGACGCCUGCAAUCGGACGAACGGAGAUGCACGGUCUGGAUUUGAAGUUCAGACGAAAACGUGCGGUUCGACGUUGGAGUUCAUACAAAAUUGCCAUGUCCGAGCUCUUGUAUCAGACCGGUCGUUGGCCAGGUCGCCAGCGUCCGAAACCUGGCUUUGGACGGUAGCCACCGAUGACUAAAUUAAUUAAUUUAGUAAUUAAAUAUUAUAUUUGAUAAUUGUAAAAUACCAUAAUUAUUGUUUAAUUCCAUUUUCUUAAUUAGGUUUUUCUCAACUAAUCAAGCUAAUUGGGGAAAUUGUUUUAAUCAAGGUAAUUAGGUUUUAAGACAUCUCAUGAGCUCUAAACGAGUCAGGCUCACGAGUUGAGCUCAUCAAGUCACCAAGUUUAGUUAGCUCGCGAGCUGCAAAAGGCUAAGUUCAAACUCGGCUCAUUAGUAAACGAGUCGAAUUUUGAACGCCGAACUGCUCGCGAGCAGCUCGGCUCAUUUGCAUCCCUAAUCCUAGGUGCUAAACCCGUUGUAUCUAAUAAUUAGGGGUGUCAAACGGAUUGGUUACCGUGGUAACCAUAUUAACCGGUAGCAUUUGGUUAAUUUAGAUAAUUGGUUUGGUUGGUUAAACAAUUUAGCUAAUUUGGUUUAGGUGGUUUGGUUUGGUUUCAACACUGCUAACCAAUGAAACCAAUUAACCAAUUAAUGAUACACCUAAUAUACAAAAUUAUUUAUACUUCCAUGCAACCAACCAAACCAAACUUUCGUGAUUCCUAUUUUAUUUCCAUGUGCACAAGAAACCAAAGCAUUAUGGGUCAAAAAUUAAAUGAGACUGUCUAUUUACUAAACCAAAACAUUUUGGACAACUACUAGACUUUUGGAUUACGUACAAUAUCAUGACAGCCACCUCAAACUAUGUAUAGUUUAAGUGUUUUGUAUGAGAGGUUUAACUUUCUGAUGAGUGGUGUUGGUAUGUAUUUAAUAUUUAUGUUGAGAAUUUGUUGUAAGAUAACUAUAUUAGGUGCAGAGAUGAUGAAUGAUGUAUUAACUCGAAUGAUGAUGAUAAUCAUGGAUGGUUAGUCUUAUUAUCACUGCUUAUAUAUAAUGAUAGUUUAUGAGAGUAAUAACAUAUGGUUAUGUUUAAUUCAUUAACAAGAUAAUUAUUUUCAUGUUAUGUUAUGUUAUGUUAUUUGGUUAAUCCGAUUAACCAAACUAAUUAAAUUUUGGUUUGGUUAAUUUGGUUUUCAUGUUAAUUUGGACGAUUUGGUUAAGACAUUUUAUUCAUGAUUAAUAAAAUUUAGACUUAAUUGGUUUGGUUAUUACCACGGUAACCAUUUGAACACCCUACUAAUAAUUCCUCAUUUGUUUAAUGUAUUAUAUUAUGGACUUUGUAAAAAAAAAAAAAAAAAAAAAACUUUGUCAAAAAAAUGUAUUAUAUUAUGUCGCCUAUUUCAGUGACAGUCAUGCAUUCCUUUACCGAGAAAACAUACUUUGGUGUUUGCAAUUUAGGCAAGGGAGGUGACCUGGCUGCUAGUGAUGGCGAUUCCGGCGGAGACACAACUUUGAUAUUCUUCACUGGACUGCGGCUCCCCCAGCAAUGGCGGCGAGCGAAUUCUCAACCGGGUGCUACUCGUCGGAGCUAAUCCCGCCGCACAUACGAGCAACUCUCCGCCAACUCCAUUGCCACUCCUCAUUGAUCGCUUCCUCCGCUCGCCAUUACCAGGAGAUCGAGGCUCACCUCGACUCUGCCGCUGCCACCAUGGACGAGCGGCGGAGGGAGCUUGAGUUGAAAGAGAAGGAGUUGGAGAUUGCCCGGACGGCGGUGGAACGGAGGUCCCUAGAACUGGACGCGAGAGAGGAAGCUUUCGAGCUGGUCCAGAAGAAGGAGAUCGCCAACAUGCGGAAACAUAUGGAGGCGGAGAAGGAGUCGGUGGAGAGGAAUCUGAGAGAGCUCGAGGAGAAAGAAGAGGAGCUGGAGAUGCUGGGGAGUUACAUCGAGGAAAGAGGGAUUGUGGUCAGGGAAAAGGAGCUCGCGGUCGAGGCGAAGGAGAAGGAAAUCGAACGGAUUUCUAUCGAUUUGAAGUCGAGGGAGGGAGAGUUGGAGAAGAAUUUGGGUGAAUUGAGAGCGAAGGGAGAAGGAUUCAUUGAAGAAACGGAAUCCGGAAUUCACGAUCAUAAUAACCCAAGAUCCUUGAGGAAGUCUUUUGAGGAACAGCCGAAAGAGCUCGAGAUAAGCCGCAAGGAAAUGGAAACAGUGGCGACUUCGCUUUCCAACACUAUCUCUGAGCUCCAGGCGAAAGAGAAACAGUUGAUUAAGGUAAGGAACUUGAUUGCUCAGUAUACUGUUGAAUGUGAACUGAAAGAGAAGCAGUUGUGCAUGGCGGAUAGGGUGCUUCAGGAUAAGGAGAGGGACCUGGGUUCUGUGCAACAGGUGCUGGAAGAACGUAGGGAGGAACUUGUGGGCAAAGAGAAGAUACUGGGUUACUUGCGGAAUUGUCUGGCGGAACAGUCAAAUGAGCUUGAUUUAAGGCGGAAUGAAAUGGAGAAAAUCACUAAGUUGCUCUCGGUUUCUAGUUCAGAGCUCCGGUCAAAAGAGAGGGAGAUAGCUGAGGCAAGGAACUCCAUUACAGUCUGCAACGCUGAGUACGAAUUGAAGGAGAAGCAGUUGGGUAUGGUGGUUGAGAAGCUUCAGCUUAAGGAGAAGGAAAUGUGUUCUGUUCAACAUAGGUUGGAAGAAUGCGGACAGGAACUCGAGAGUAAGCAGAAUCUAUUAGGUUCCCUACUAAGUAUAUUGGACCUGCUCAGGGAGAAGGUUGGUGCGAAAGAGGAAGAAUUGGGAUCUCUGCAGAAGUCUAUUGAUGAGCAGAGAAACCAAAAGGAAGCUGGAACUGUAGAUGGAGCCCUUCCCUGUGAAAGCAACCCAGAUUCCCCCCUAAAAGAGACAUCGCUGCCUUAUUUGAUCGAUGAUGAGAUCUCUACUGCAAUUCAGCAGUCACCAGACCCAGCAAAGAUGAUCUUGGACCAGUUAAAAGAGUCGAUGUCCCAGAUCGAUGCCAAGAAGUACAACCAAACUGUAGUAAGGAAAUGCAUUGUUACGCUGGAGCAGUUAUUGGGAGUCUCGGGAAAGGUAAGUCCUGAGAUGGAAGAAGCAGCAACAAGACUGGCUAUUGCUUGGAGGGGGUAUUUAAGUCAGGCAGCUCAUGGUACAGUAGAUGUUUUGGCAUUCCUCUUGUUUGUGGCUGCAUUUGGAGUUGGCUCUCAUUUUGAAGCAGAGGAUACGUUGCAAUUGGUCGAGGAGAUUGCCCACCAUGAAAGAGCUCCUGAGUUAUGCCGUUCCAUUGGACUUGCAAAGUGGAUACCUGGACUCAUCCAGAGACUGAGCGAGAAGAACAUGCAUAUGGAGGCCAUUAGAUUCACUUUGGCAUUCAAGCUAGCUGAAAAAUUCCCACCAAACCUUUUCCUAUUGGACUACUUGGAGAAGACAAGGAUCUUUGAGAAUGGGAACGACUUGCUUGAAUCACAAUGCCAGGCCCUGAACAACCAUCUCGAUUCCUUAAAAGUUAUCUCACAGCGUGUGGCAGGAUUUGGUCUCGACCCGAGUUUCUUGAACCAGAAGAUCAGCAACCAUCUCCAGGAACUGGAGACUGGAGUGGGACGCAAAAGAAGUUGCUUGAUAGCAACUGGUCUUGUUAUACAGAGCCCACUGCAUGCUGGUGCAACACUUUCUGGCAACAUAUUGGAGCUGGGAAGUUGGAAUCAACAAGGACAAAGUAACAAGCGGCCGAAGAAGAGCUAGAGCUAGAGAGUGUGGUAUGUUUAUCGUGCAAGUAAAUGUGAUAGAUUAUA